CUUCGUUAGCCUGCCAACCUGCUUUACAGUUGGCCUUGUAAAGGGGUAAAGCUCAGGUAAAACAAGACGCCCACCUGGCCCAGAGUCCACCCUCCAUCAUGUCCCCAUCGGCCUGUGGACACUGACACAGCUCCCCUGACACCGUGCAGAGGAAAGCAGCUGGAGGGAAGCCGGCUAGCAUGCAGCACUGGCCUGGUGUCUCCAGGAGGCGGCGCUGCUGAGAGGUGAUUGGUCGGUGAUUGGUCGGUGAUAGGUCGGUGAUCGGUCGGUGAUAGGUCGAGCUGAGCUUAUGUCUGCUGAACCGGCCAUGGACGACUUCACCACCAGGACGUACGGCACAAGCGGCCUGGACAACAGACCUCUGUUCGGGGAGACUUCUGCUCGGGAUCGGAUCAUCAACAUGGCGGUCGGGGGAUUCACCUCUGUGGUCGUUCUAGUAACUGUGAUCGGUUCCUUCGUGUUCCCUUCACUGCCUCCACGACCGCUUAAUGUCUUCUUCGCCGUGUGCAUCCUGUUAACCUGUGGAUCCACCAUAGUGCUGAUCUUCUGGUACCGACAGGGCGACCUGGAGCCCAAAUUCAGGAACCUGAUCUAUUACAUGCUGGCGUCCAUCGUGCUGCUAUGUCUAUGUGCCAACCUCUACUUCCAUGAUGUCAGGUAAAGACGAGGAGGAGGAGGAGGAGGAAGAAGAAGAAGAAGGGAAGACAUGGCCUUGACAGACGGAGACACAUGUGGAAGGACUAAAUGAUGGACCGACAGUGACGGAAAUACAUGACUGAAAAAAACAAAAACCAAAAAAAACCAAAAACUAAUCACACACUAACUUGAAUGAAGUUCCCACCCGGCUCACAGAGGAGCUGUCGGACCAAAACCAGUGAGACUUUAAUGGUUCCAGUGGGAUGAAAACUGUCUUGUUGGUACCGAAUAAUACACACACACACACACACACACACACACGACUUCACAAUGUAGAAAUCAUGAUGUACUGUACGAGGCCAUAAAUCUGCCUGGAGACACACACAGCUGGAGGAAGAAGUUAAAGAGGAGCAGGUGUGUUUACAUGCACAUAAACAUCAUUAUUCAUCAUUAUUACAGUCAUACUAAUGUAAUAAUGACAUGGUAAUAAUAUGAAGCUCUUCAAUGCAAGAGUUUGAUAUGAUGAGGUCAUAAUGAUGAAUAGUUAAAGGAAAAAUCUGCCCUUUCUUUUGUGUUGUAUUACAAAUCAAUGUCUUUUACAUGUUUUUCUCAGAUUGACUAUAUUUAUAUCUUUAAACACAUUGUUAUAAUAACUAUUCUAAGCAUCACUGCCUUUAAAGUCUGUGUUCACAGACCACAUUUUUGACGACAACUUAAUCAUUCCAAACUCCAAUAAAACACCUGCCGAACCUCCAUUCAGACAGAAUGAAGCAUUUUAACCAUCUGGAAAUUACAACUUUAUUUACAGUCAUUCCACAAGACAAAGACAAAAGAUAAGAAGACGUCAGUCAGUGUGACCUACACUUCCUGAGGACAUCGCUAUCUGUGUACCACUUCACUGCAAGACGACCCUCAUAAAGGAUUAAUGAAUGGUUUAUAAUCAGGUUAUUAAUUGGCUUGUUAACACUUAAUAAAUCAUAAAUAAACAA
This is a messenger RNA of Seriola dumerili (greater amberjack), 1625 nucleotides long. It is a transcript of the gene tmem243b, whose product is annotated as transmembrane protein 243. The transcript is spliced from 5 exons. The record is from RefSeq and is a predicted model, not a curated record. Lineage: Eukaryota; Metazoa; Chordata; Actinopteri; Carangiformes; Carangidae. Bases 290 to 661 code for a protein of 123 amino acids.